AUGUCAUCUAGUAGUUCUGGUAUCAUUUCUGAUGAAGAUCUUCAGUAUUAUGAUGAGUGUGAUUCUGAUGGUCACCUCAAUGAUGAAAGUCUUGUCUUUCAAAUGGAAAAAAAAUAUUUAGAUAAUAAUCAUGAUUUAGAUUUUAUAGAUAUGUUUGGAAUGAGCCCUUGUCAUUUGGCUGUUAAACAAUGUUUAGAACUUGUAGUACUUAAUAGAACAAAUAUUAGUUGUAUUGGUGAUGAGGAAAGAUUUGCUUCAAUGGUUAAAAAUGUUACUGAAUUAGAUUUAGCAUGGAAUAAUAUUAAAGAUUGGAAAUUUAUAGACAUACUUUUUCAAAAUAUGUCACUUCUUAAAAUAUUAAAUAUUAGUUAUAAUCCAAUACAAAAAGUAUUAAAUACUAUACUGCCAAAAUCAUUUACGCUUCAUAUACUUAUAUUAAAUGGGAUUAAUUUACCUUUAGAAACAUUAAAAAUUUUAUUGAGUUAUUUCCCAAAUUUAAAUGAACUUCAUUUAUCAGAUAAUAAUUUUGACAGUCUUGAUGUUAAUAUUAAUUAUAAUGAUAUUUUUUCAACACGUAUAUCAAUUUUUCAUCUUAAUUACUGUCAUAUUAAAACUUGGUCUACUGUUCUCAAAAUUAUGUGCCACUUUCAAAAUGUUCAAUCUUUCUAUUUAUCGGGUAAUGAUUUUGAAACAAUACACUUAGAAUGUAAUGAAUCUGGAUUAAAAACAGAAAAUGUUUUAAAAUCUCUUCAUUCAUUCUGUUGUACAAAUGGUAAAAUAAAUUCAUGGAAAUCUAUUGAUAAUUUAUCAAUACUUCCAUCAUUAGCAAAUUUAAAAUUUACGCAUCAUCCUGUUCUUAAACAACAUACAUUAACAGAACGCAAUUUUUUACUUAUACCAAGAAUUAUAUCUCUUACUAGUUUAAAUGGAUCUACAUUAGAUAUUGAUCAAAGAAUUACUGCUGAAAGAUUUUUAAUACGUUAUUAUAAAAAUAAACCAGUAGAAGAAAGACCAGAAGUAUAUUAUAAAUUAAUUAAAAAACAUGGAAAAUUAAAUGAUUUAGCUUUAGUUGAUUUGUCACCUAAAAUAGCAGCUAAUGUUAUAUUAAUAUGUGAAGAAAAUGAUUAUCAUAGUAAUAUACAUAUUAAUUUAAAUAAAACAGUUUAUGCAUUAAUGAGAUACUCAGAAAAAGUUACUGGAAUAAGUAUUAAUAAAAUGCGUUUAUUUCAUUUUAAUGUUGCUGUAGAAGAAUUAGGACCAUUAGAAUUAAGAUUCCCAAAUCAAGAAUUAAAACUACUUAAAAUUGAGGAUGGUGAUAAAUUUAUUGUACAGUCAAAAUUAUCAACAUCUCCAAAAAAAAGAAAUAAAAUAAUGGAAGGUAUAUAA
Molecule: messenger RNA, 1386 nt
Organism: Strongyloides ratti
Lineage: Eukaryota; Metazoa; Nematoda; Chromadorea; Rhabditida; Strongyloididae
Product: Tubulin-specific chaperone cofactor E-like protein
Exons: 3
Coding region: 1-1386 (461 amino acids)
Source: RefSeq, a predicted model, not a curated record